This is a messenger RNA of Rhinichthys klamathensis goyatoka, 4995 nucleotides long. RefSeq names its product peroxisome proliferator-activated receptor gamma, coactivator 1 beta (gene ppargc1b). NCBI's taxonomy places the organism in Eukaryota, Metazoa, Chordata, Actinopteri, Cypriniformes, Leuciscidae. The transcript has 12 exons. The coding region runs from base 177 to 2744 and encodes 855 amino acids. Gene Ontology annotation, cellular component: nucleus. Gene Ontology annotation, biological process: positive regulation of transcription by RNA polymerase II. Gene Ontology annotation, molecular function: transcription factor binding; RNA binding. The record is from RefSeq and is a predicted model, not a curated record.
ACCUGCACCUUCAAAUAAUUCAAAUCUCUGCGGUUUUAUUUAAUCCAGCAAUGUUUGGGAAGCAGCACAGUGAGCUCAGCACACUGCCCUCGGUCGGUUAGAGAUCAUUACUGCAUGCGGGGAGGGAGAGCAGUAUAGCAGUGCUCUCUGGCUCCUCUCCCUUCAUUCUCUAGAAGAUGGCGGACUGCGCUUCACUGUUAGAUGAGGAGCUCUCUUCAUUUGUCUUCAAUUAUUUGACUGAAAACUCCGGAAGCCAGUAUGGGGAAGAGGAGGUCUGCUCAGACCGCCUUGAUGCUGACUUCCCUGACUUUGACCUCUCGCAGCUGGACGCCAGUGAUUUUGACUCAGUGAACUGCCUCAGUGAGCUGCAUUGGUGCAACGAGCACUCGGAUCACUCUCCUGCAUCCAUACAGUACAGUGCUGGAGACCCAGAGCUAUUUGAGGAAGAAAAUGCGGCACUGCUCGCUGCCCUCACAGACAGCCUGGACGGCAUUGUUGAGGACGGAGUCGGGGGUCUGUCUGUGUUCCCUUCCCUAGGGGACGACCCUGAGGAGGGCGAGGAGGAGGAAGAUGAUCUCCCUUUGGACAGUGAGCACUUCCCUGGCUCACUGAGCCCAGAGACGGAAGAACCAUCUCUACUAAAAAAGCUCCUGUUGUCGCCCCCUAAUGUGCCUGCGGGCCUCGAGUCGCACAAAGACGGCAGCGUGCAUCGCCAUAGCAGCAGGAACCAGCACGUCAAGCCCGUGAGGCCCGUGCUGAAGAAGGGCAAAUCAAGCACACAGGAGCGUAAGCCACGACCAGUGAGGCCCACCGGCCGUCUUUGCACUGAACUCCACCGCCACCUCACCACCGCACGGGAGGCCGAGGACACAGAGGAAGAGGAAGAGGAGGAUGAAGAGGACAGUGACUCGGAGGAGGAAGAGGAGGAGUCAUCCAGCAGCGAGAGUGAGAGCAUGGUGUGCAUUGAGCCACCGAAGCCUCAGUUCUCCUCAGAGAAGGAACUGCACUCAGUAGUGGAGCUCAUCAAAUACAUGCACACAUACUGCCUGCCGAUACGCAAACAGGCCAGCUGGGAUCGCAAAGAGCGUGAGGCUUUGGCACGAAAGACCAAGCCCGAGAGCUCGCAGGUCCCACGUGGCCUUCCUCAAAGCUCUCAGAGACCGGCUCCCCAGACCAGCAGUGGGACCAGGCCGAGGGUGCCCUUCACUCGCCGCAGGGAAACCAAAGCCCACUCCCUGCUCAAGGAGAUGCUAGAGGCAGUCAGUUCCUUUGACGUAAGCAAGCCUUACAGAAUGCACAGCCCCCCUUAUAUCCACUGCAGAGGGGCUGCGACUCGGCCCGGCGCUGACGUUUCUUCCUCCCCUGCACGUCAGCCCAAAGCUGAAGCUAAAGACUCAGACUGUGAGAGCUUGCAUAAGGCCACAAAGCGCCCCAAAAGCCCAGAGCCAGAGGAAGGCUCCUUUUCAGUCAGGCGUUCUCGCCGGCUAGCCUCCUUCCCCAGCCGAUUCGCUAAGAAAGUCCGUGAGAACUGUGGGCGGUUGGAGCCUAUUGCUGGGCAAUCCAGGGAAGAGGAGAACGUGGUCAAACAUCCUCCCACUGAGCCUCCUUCUGAUAGCAGCCAGAAGACCAACUCCCACAAGGCUUUUGAAGGCCAUUACCCAUCCAGCAGGGACGAGAAACGGUCCUGCCUCUGUCUGCCGCUGGCAUCCAAAUCCAAUGGAGACACGCAGUAUGCCAACAAACCCUUUGAGCAGACUCUCUGUGUGGAAUUGUGUGGCACAGCAGGCCUGACUCCCCCCACCACACCCCCUCAUAAACCAGUGGAGGAUGAGCUCUUCAAACCAGACGGAAAAGCUGAGCUCACCACCAAGAGCUCGUGCCUGGCGCGGGCGCACAUACGCAAGCUCCCAGAGCAGACAGAACUGUACGCCCAGCUGCGUAGGAUGGGCCAAACGGGCGACACAGACUCUAAAGGUGGGAUGCAACGUGGGUACGGGGACCACGAUUACUGCCUAUUGGGCCUGGGAGAGAGUCGCAAGAGAAUGGCUGCGGCACUCGGCUCUCAGUGCCAUGUGGAAGUGGGGGAGAAGGAGGAGGAUGAGAUGGAUGUGAAGAACUGGGAGAUUGAGGGACAGGAGGAGAGGCUCCUAACGAACGUCCCUGACUACCAGCCAACGACUGAGGAUGAAUCGACCACUGCGUUGUUCACGCCCAGUCCAGAGCAGACCAGUGAACCCUCACCUGUCCGUUCUCCCACCCCAGACCUGGACGCCCAGUCCCCAGUUUCCUGUUCGCCCCCGUCACCCAGCUGCAAACUCCCCUUCAGCGAUGAGAGCUCAGAGACAUGCCACGAAGCAACUGAAAAAAGGAGCAAGACAAAGUGUGGACAAGAGAAUGAUGUGAACAAGUGCCAAGUGAUCUACAUUCACAACCUUCCGAGCAGCGUCACUCAGUCCAUGCUGCGUAAGCGCUUCGAGGCCUUCGGCCUUCCAGAGGACUGUAAAGUGGUCAUCAAAACCGACGAGCGUUGUGGAGUGAUCACACUGAGGCCCACUCAGAACGGCCAGACCUCACGGCACAGGUGGGACUCGCUUGGUCCGAGCGGAGGGAACGGCAGCCGGCGGUUUGGCAGGAAGCGUUAUAUAGAUCUGGAUGAGGCGGGUCCAGGUCCGGUGAAGAGCAAGUAUGAUGCACUGGACUUUGACGCUCUGCUGAAAGAGGCCCAGAGAAGCCUGCAUCGCUGACACAGCUUACCACGCCUCCAGCGUCACGCCUCGUCCGAGACUCGCCUCAGCACCUCAACCAAGGCACUUCUUCAUGUUUACAUUUUGAACAUUGGAUUAAAAAAAUAGACCUUGUCACUUCUAACUGAGGAAUCGGAGGACAUUGGGGCGGGAGGAUUACAAAUGAACAGAAACGGCUCUGAGACACCGGACACAAGUGCUGCUUCUCGUGUGUGUUUGAUGCCAUUCAUGACGUCGCGAGCGGCUCGGGCUUCGUAGCAAACCGCACUCUUUUCCAUUGGUAGUUGUGACGUGCGUGUGGUUUUUCUUUUUUUUUUUUUUUUCGUACCCCUUUUGUCUUCUCUUCAUAGACCUGCAAGGUGCUUUCACCAUUUUGUCGUACAAAUAUAUAAACAAUAACUGCUUUGUAUUAGCAAAACUUUGUGGAUGUUCAACUCUGUGUGCGUGUGUGUGCGUGUGUGUGUUAUGAUGAAAAGUGGAAAAAACGACAAACAAAAAAAUCCUACAAGGUAGAGUUUACAAAUCAAAAAGUCAAGAAAAAAGUAGUCUUUUUGUAAUUUUAGUGCUUCCUUGAUUUCAUCUAUGCACUCAAACGAGGUAGUGCUUCUUUGGUCUGGCCUCUACCCUCCUCUGCUGUGGGAGGGGCUUUUGCUGCUGGAGUCCAAGCCCGACUGUACUACCUUAAAGCUCAUUUUUUGACAAUAAAAUACUCUCUCCUAUCCAAUGAAGAGAUUCAAGUAAUCACAAAUCCUGCAAAGUGUAUCAAAAUAUCGCUCUGUUUGUUUGAGCAGCCUGACACAGCCAAUGGUGUGAGUUUGGGGGCGGGGCUAUCUAUCUGGUUGACCAAUUGUUAACCGGUUUCCAUUUUUUGACGCAGAAAUUACUCUUCACCUUCAACUUACCCGUUUCCAUUACUGUUUUAUUUGCCAGAACGCGACCCAAUCCAGUGGGUGACAGAAAGGUUUUGAUUGUUUCCCGAGAAAUGGAAUGUACCCAUCACAAAUGCGAUUGUAAUGCCCAUCCUAUUGGUCUUGAUUUGAAAGUACAGUUGAGUGGUUGGACUCUGCCAGUAGCAUAGCCCUGACCGGCAUCCAGGCGGUCGACUCAUUGGAGCGCUCCUGUCAUCGGUUGAGAGAAGGGUAGCGGUAAACUAGGAGGAAGAUCUUUCCAGAGCUCAAUCUCAUUAGAGAUACGGUCGUAUCUCUGCUUUGUUUACAUGUCACUCUCUCAUACUCUUUCUCUCUCUAAGCUCAAACACUCUUUUUUUACUCUCUCCUUUCUGACAGGGGAAGAUCUGCGGGUUUUUUCUAGCUCUUACCUUGUGGCUACUUCUCUAUUUGUCCUUUGUGUGUAUUUUUUGAAGUCUAAACGUGUACCAGUGUAUAACUGCGUGUCGUCCGUGUCUUUUAUGGGGUCUAGGGAUGGGUCUCUGUCCCUUAUUAUAUGCUGGGACCCGUUGCUUUUAUUCUGUGGGGGUCUCCUCGAACCCUCGGCCUGUGGAUUUAGUGCAGUUGUGAGCGAGUGAGCGCAUGUAUGCGCGUGCUGGUUUAGGGAGGGCCGUCCAUCGGCUCUUUGCUCCCUGCCUCUCCCCUUUAUCCCGAAACACACCCCCACCCCCCAAACCUGAAUGUUUACAUGACUGAAUUCUCUUUCGACUUUUACUAGAGCGCACACUAAGUACAGAACGCCUUAUUCAGUGUUAAAGUACCCUAUCAGGACGUGCCUUUCGGCUUUCCCUUUUACGGUACUGGGCUUGUUACUUGGACACGGCCUCUGAAUAUUACAGACCAUUUCGCCCAAUAAGAUCUUGAGAAAACAAACUGAAUGAGUGUUUGUGCUUAGUAUGUAUACUAAGUGAGAGAUGUGCUGGUUUACAUGAUUAUAUAUAUAAAUAGAAGUAUAUAAUGUGUAUAUAGCACUGUGUCUUGUGUAAACAUGAGAUGUAUGGUUAUGUGCUGUACAGCGAUGUGGUAAACGUGUGGUUUUAAAUGGUGAGUCUGAUUGGUUGUUGGUGAACCCGAUGAUGCGGCGUUAAGCAAUACAGGGAGAUCCAGAAGGGAAUUUUCAUUGAUAUGGCUUCAUAAGUCAAACACUGUUGUAUAAAGUGUCCCUUUAGAAAUGGUUCUUGUUAAUUACUUUAACAUGUUUUUCUUUUUUAUGCAAUUGAGAUGCAAUAUCGCUAGGAGAGCCUUUCUCAUUGAAGAGAUUGGUUGUUUUAGGGUUAUAGGGGAAAUCGGAUCUUGUACUGUAU